This is a messenger RNA of Serpula lacrymans var. lacrymans S7.9, 4535 nucleotides long. RefSeq lists its product as uncharacterized. Bases 181 to 3870 code for a protein of 1229 amino acids. The record is from RefSeq and is a predicted model, not a curated record. The transcript is spliced from 15 exons. Gene Ontology annotation, biological process: beta-D-galactose catabolic process via UDP-galactose, Leloir pathway. Gene Ontology annotation, molecular function: UDP-glucose 4-epimerase activity. Gene Ontology annotation, cellular component: cytosol. NCBI's taxonomy places the organism in Eukaryota, Fungi, Basidiomycota, Agaricomycetes, Boletales, Serpulaceae.
CCAUCUUCAUUCCUUUCAAGAGCCUCCAAUAAUGUAUCCAAUUUCUCGAGAACACUGUCCAAUCGAGUCUCAACGCCAUUCGCCAUACCAUCUGCACUAUCCAACUGGGCUAAAAGCUCAGCUAGGUCGCUGCCUUCUGCGAUUGCAGUGUCAUUGAGUAGGAGAGAGGUUAGCCGCGAGAUGUCAGAUUCUAAGCUGGGAUGCUCCGUGGUGCUGCCAUUGGGCGUUGGGUUGCUGUCUGCUGCAGUAUUGGACUCGGAAGACAUGAACGUAUACGGACCGCGGAGACUCAAAAAACGUCUUCAGCUGGUGCUCAAUUCCUUUCCAAAACACCCUUACCACCAAGCUACGCUUGACGGACUGGUUACAAAGCAAAUAGAGAAACAUAGCAAAGAUACCUCGGCUGAGAAUCUCAAAAGCUUAUGGGAAUAUCUGCUUAGGAAUGAGGUAUUCACUCUAGCGGCUACAGAGGGAAGCGCUCUAAGGCAGGAAGAAACGACAUAUUACGAUGACCUCAAAGACAGACUGGAUCUCGUCCUGACAUUCACCGAACACGAUGCCUCUGAAGCGACGUUUCCUUUCACUGUGCUCCAAGAUCUACUCGAAACGCAGACCAUAGCUUCAUGCUCUCACGUAUUCUCGUGGAUCGAGGCUCGUGCCGCUCGCCUUACCAAAGGGAUGGUACCUCAGAAAGGCAAGGCCCUUAUCCUCCUUCGCACAUUAAACGACUUGUUGCGCCGACUAUCGAAGAUGGGGAACACGACUCUGUUUUGUGGUCGCAUACUUACGUUCUUAAGUGGCGUGUUUCCACUGGGCGAACGCAGUGGUGUGAAUUUGAGAGGAGAAUAUGGGCCUAUGUGGGAGGGAGUAAAGGAGGUUGAGACCAAGGUAGAAAUUGCAGAGCCACCAAAGACCCCUGAGGAUAAAAUGGAAGUGGAUGACAGCAAAGAGGGAGGCGAAGACAAAACGGGUGCAGUAGACUGCGUCAAGGAUAAGAGCAGUAGUGAAUUCUAUACGACAUUCUGGUCCCUUCAACUUCCUUUUUCGAGGCCACCUCUUUUCGCUACGCCUACCACGUUUCCAGAUUUCAAGGAGGCGGUUAACAAGGUUCUACCUGUUAUAAAAGAAGCAACGACGAAGGAUCGCGCUUUGAUGGGCAGUAGGUCCGCUACUGGCUCAUCUAGUUCUUUGAAAAGAAAGAGAGAGGUAGAACUGGGCGAGGAAGCUAGCAGUAAUGAAUAUUUCUUUGCUAAAUUCCUAACAAGUCCAGAUCUCCUUGAUUUGGAGGUUGCUGACACCCAUUUCCGUCGCCAAUUUCUCUUCCAGCUAUUAAUCCUCCUGAACCACCUCUUAUCCUUUACCAAGGCGGCCAAAGCAACAUGGCUGACGUCUCGGAAUAGGUCACUGCAGAUGGAAUUUACUCUUGAAACUGCUGAAGUUCAGUGGGUACAAGAAACCAUUGCAAAAGCUUCCGCAGAACUACGAUCAACCGCUCCCAAUGGGCCAGUUUUUUCUGAUACGGUGAAUGUCAUUUUGGAACGAGAGAAGAACUGGGUUAAGUGGAAAAAUGAUCUUUGUGCACCCUUUGAUCGGGAACCAUGGGGGACAGAAGUUGACGGGAAGAAAGUGGGGCUUGAGGAGGCCACGAAAGAGAUGCGGGUUAAAAGACGGGAAGAACCAGAGGAAUGGCAAUGGAGUCUUGGCUCACAACCUUUAACAGAAAUCUGGGAAAUGGGCUACAGAGACCUGAAUGAUUUGCAAAAUCCUUUCCAGUUCAGUCUUUUAAAGUCUGGCGACGUCAAAGACUUUGUAAAGAAGGUGAAGCAAGAAGACGCUCGCAUAGAGAUACGUAAGAAAGCUCUCGCCAAAACUGCAGAACGUCUUGCACAGGCUCGUGCAAAGAUGGCUGCAGCAGUCCCCAAAGAGUCUGCGGUGCCAGAUACUUUAUCCCAGGAUACUCCUGUUACUCCUGCCCCAACGACUGCUGAAUCAGUGAAGAUUGAGCCAUUUCUUCCCGCACCUCGUCCGCUUUCCUCUAUUACCAGUUCGCCACUACAUCCUUCUCUUCCUGCGAAGCCUGGUACUUCCCCAUCUAAACUAGCGGUGGCACCUGAAAUAAGUUUAGGUGCUGCUGUCCUUGCUCCCGUUUCGACUCCAGUGCCUGUUUCUACACCAGCCCAAACCUCUGCUCCAUUGCCUAGUGUUGCUCCUCCAGAACCUAGCGAUGAUCAGAUAAAUGGCUAUGAAGAGAAUAAACAGCGGUGGUCGUGGCUUGCGCUUAGGACUGCCCGUGACCAACAUCUGCAACAUUUUGGGAAAAUUGGUACAGGAGAUGUCGAGUUACUUGCUCAGGAAAUCGAAGCCGAAAAGGAACGAGAAAAAGAACGGGAGAAGGAGAGGGAGAGAGAAAAAGAACGAGAGAAGACCGUGAAAGUCGAUGAUGCGGCUCCAUCUACCGAUGUAACCAUGGGUGGUACUAGCGAGGAUUCAAGUCAAGGUGGAGUCGGUGCCGCUACGUCGACCGGGGAAGUUGCGCCAGGGAAUGAGGGUGGCUCUGAGGGCUCGAAAGACAGCCAGGAUGUAGAGGGCGACGUCAAGAUGGAAGAUCGAUCGGCCAUGGCUUCCCGUGCGCUCUCUUUUCAUCCCGCAUGUCCACAUGUAAAUGUAAACGUGCGCCUGAUACUGGAAGACUCCGUGUUCUCGUUACAGGAGGAGCUGGUUACAUUGGUAAUCUAUAAUCAUCACUCUUUAUCUCUGGCUUGUUUGGCUGACUGCACCGCUAAUCCACCACAAGGCUCACACGUUGUCUAUGCCUUGCAGCAAACGAGACGUUAUAAGGUUAUCUCGAUAGAUAACAGCCACAAUUCCUACCCCGCUUCUCUUACCCGUGUAGCCAAGAUCGCACAGGAUGCGCUCCCCGAGAACGCGAGCGACGCCGACAAGGAGAGCGCGGUGAUUGAUUCCAUCCAGUGUGAUUUGACUAGCACAGAUCAGAUCAGAGCUGUCUUCGAGCGGUACGGCAAAGGAGGCAUCUGGGGCGUUGUUCACAUCGCUGCGUACAAAGCUGUGGGCGAAUCUGUGGAGAUCCCACUUACCUACUACACCAACAAUGUCUGCGCGACCGUCUCGCUCUUGCAGAUCAUGUCAGAAUAUGAUUGUACCCGGAUAGUAUACUCUUCUUCUGCAACCGUUUACGGUACCCCGCCUGUUAUCCCCAUCCCCGAGACAACACGCUUGAAAGCAGACAGCCCGUAUGGAAAGACCAAGGUCAUGUCUGAAACGGUCAUUGAUGACUUGUGUCACGCUGAACCCCAGCGCUGGCGCGGUAUCUCUCUUCGUUACUUCAACCCUGCCGGUGCUCACCCGUCUGGUCUCAUCGGCGAGGACCCCCGUGGUCGACCGGGGAAUCUUCUGCCCUUACUCGCUCACAUGGCUAUUGGACGCGUUAAAGACUCUACUUUGAAGGUUUUCGGAAACGAUUACCCCACACCGGACGGCACAUGUGUCCGAGACUACCUCCACGUCCUCGAUCUCGCCUCGGGGCAUCUUCUCGCGUUGGACGCUCUGGCACCCGAAUCCACCAUCUUCGACAACUGCCCCGAUGAUGCGCGCUACAAGGCAUACAAUCUCGGAAAAGGUCGGGGUAUGAGCGUUCUCCAAAUCGUGGAGGCCAUGCGCAAAGCCACCGGGUUCGAUUUCAAGUACGAAAUUAUCGGAAGACGGCGUGGCGAUGUUCCUGACCUCACCGCUAAUCCCUCCCUUGCUGAAAAGGAGCUGGGAUUCAAAGCACCUCAGCCUUUAGAGGUCAUGUGUAGAGAUUUGUGGAACUGGCAGACCAAAAAUCCCUUGGGUUACAACACCAAACAGUAACUCCUUCAAGUUGGGAAUUAUUAUAUAUACCAAUGAUGGACAUGAGUAUUUACUAGAUGUGAUGUGAUUGAUGUUCUGUACUUUUCUCUGUUUUCCGUACUUACCAGGGCGCGGUGAUAUUCUCUUCACGUUCGAACCGAUUUGUCUUUCCAACAAGACUAAAUCUCUAUUCGCGAAUGUAUAUCAAAAUUAUAUUGACGAGGGAAGGACGGAUUAUAAUCUCAAGACAGCACAUUCCAUAUAUCAAACGGAAUACAAAAAUGAUGCAGAUCACUCGUUCUCAGAAAUUCGGUUCUCUCCUUGAGCAUCUCCUCUCUUAACUUCUCUGCCUCUCUCAAACUCCGCACUCCAUCUACUUUAUCAACAAUUCGAUCGACCAACUCUACAGGGAUCCGGGGAUCCACCCAACUGUGCAUAGCUGAUCUCAUCCAAUCAUCCUGCUGAGGCGGGACGCUUGAUGUUGAUAUAAUAGGCUGGAUAUCAGGGUCAACGAGGUACAGCGCAACAACACGUUGGUGUCCUUCCUUAGUGGGGUCUAAAAGUGUGAACGGUGUAUGUCUGUGCUGAUAGAUAUUCGGAAACGCUAUGCAAAAUCCCGUCUGCGUACUAACACUCCCGAUUCGUUGGUGGCACGGGUCACCAUCUAGGAAUCCCCAGGUCCGCAC